Molecule: messenger RNA, 1988 nt
Organism: Diospyros lotus (date-plum)
Lineage: Eukaryota; Viridiplantae; Streptophyta; Magnoliopsida; Ericales; Ebenaceae
Product: glucose-6-phosphate/phosphate translocator 2, chloroplastic-like
Exons: 5
Coding region: 392-1582 (396 amino acids)
Biological process (GO): transmembrane transport
Cellular component (GO): Golgi apparatus; membrane
Molecular function (GO): triose-phosphate transmembrane transporter activity; phosphoglycerate transmembrane transporter activity; antiporter activity
Source: RefSeq, a predicted model, not a curated record
UCAAUGCACAGGAGAGGAGGCCAACGCUUCCUUUAUACUAACGUCUUUUGAUCCAUCCAGCAGCGAACUCCACUUCGCAUAACGGACCCAAUGAUCCUGUGAUUCCAGCGAGGGAGAGAGAGAGAGAGGGUGAAAAGAUUGAGGAUCUUUCCUCAAUCAUUUUCUUCACAAACCCGUAGAUCAUAUUUCCAAAGUUGAUUUCUUGAUUUUUCCAUAGAAAGAUCAAAAGGGUUCGUCAAGGAACUUUCUUGCGUUCUUACAAAGUCGUGUUGGACUGGGUUUCUUCCUUCUUAGUCCUUAGAUCUUUCGAGCUUCAAUUGUUUUCCCAUCAAUUGACUAUUUUUGGCACAAAAAAAAAAAAAACCCAUCUUCAUCCUCGCCUGAGAUCACGAUGAUCUCGUCCGUAAAGCAACCCACUGUUGCCAUCACCGGUUCCGAUAUUCUCCGGAAGAAAUGGCCGGGGCCGACACGAAAAUUCGCGGCUCUGCCGCCGCUUCCGGCGGUGAAAACCCACCGGAGAAGCUCCGUCAUCUCGAUCGCGAAGCCCUUGUGUGUUUCGUCUAUUGAAGGCUUUGGAUUGUCGAAUAGAUCGCUGAGCAAUGAGGAGAAAACGGGCUUGAUCGCAUGCAAGGCCUACGAGGCGGAUCGGUCAGAACCGAUCGAGGCCAACGCGCAGCCGUCGGAGGCGUCGAAGAAGGUGAAGAUCGGGGUCUACUUCGCGACAUGGUGGGCUCUGAAUGUGGUCUUCAACAUCUACAACAAGAAAGUUCUUAAUGCUUUUCCCUGUCCAUGGCUCACUUCAACUCUCUCCCUGGCCACUGGGUCUCUCAUGAUGUUGAUUUCCUGGGCAACCAGAAUUGCCGAAGCUCCGAAGACCGAUCUCGAGUUCUGGAAAACGCUCUUCCCUGUUGCUGUAGCUCAUACAAUUGGGCAUGUGGCAGCUACAGUGAGUAUGUCAAAAGUUGCUGUCUCCUUUACUCACAUAAUCAAGAGUGGUGAGCCUGCUUUCAGUGUACUGGUCUCCAGGUUCCUCUUGGGCGAGACAUUUCCGGUGCCGGUUUACCUGUCCCUUAUUCCGAUCAUCGGUGGCUGUGCUCUUGCUGCUGUGACUGAGCUCAACUUCAACAUGAUCGGUUUCAUGGGGGCCAUGAUAUCGAACUUAGCAUUCGUAUUCCGCAACAUAUUUUCGAAGAAAGGCAUGAAAGGGAAGGCUGUCAGUGGAAUGAACUACUAUGCUUGCCUCUCUAUGUUGUCUCUGUUGAUACUCAUCCCAUUUGCAAUUGCUGUGGAGGGGCCACAGAUGUGGGCUCUUGGAUGGGAAAAGGCUGUCUCUCAGUGUGGACCCCAGUUCAUCUGGUGGGUGGCGGCACAGAGUGUUUUCUAUCACCUCUACAAUCAGGUUUCCUACAUGUCACUCGAUCAGAUUUCUCCUCUGACGUUUAGCAUUGGGAACACCAUGAAACGUAUUUCGGUCAUAGUCUCUUCCAUCAUCAUCUUCCGAACGCCUGUCCAGCCCGUCAAUGCUCUUGGAGCAGCCAUUGCUAUCCUUGGAACCUUCUUGUAUUCCCAGGCAAAGCAAUGAGUAGCAGGGAUGGAGGAUUUAGGAAUACUUCUAUUAGCAUAAAAUUAUAGAGAAAACCUGUCUCUGCAAGAUUUGUUUUACAAUUGGAUGAUGUUGAUGGAAGGCGGUCAAGGAGCUGGCUCUCUUUGUUCAUUUUGUAGAUUGUAAUAAUGAGUGAAUGCUCUCUACCUACUACUACUACUACGUAGGUGGUGGUGAUAAAGAGGUGGUUUUUUGUGUGUGAGCUUGGCUUGUCUGUACGUUUUUUUAUUUGUUUAUGUUGCGUUCCUCAGGUCUCUUCUGCCUGGACGAAGAGGUAGAGUAGAGAGAGUUGUUAGAAUAAGCAGAUGAGGACAAUGCCCAAAACUUUUUCUGUUGCUGUCACAGCACUUUAAAUUGUUGAUUCCAUGAAAACAUCUUUGCUCUA